Messenger RNA from Ochotona princeps (American pika), 1217 nucleotides. It is a transcript of the gene FETUB, whose product is annotated as fetuin B. Gene Ontology annotation, cellular component: extracellular region. Gene Ontology annotation, molecular function: metalloendopeptidase inhibitor activity; cysteine-type endopeptidase inhibitor activity. The transcript is spliced from 7 exons. The coding region runs from base 1 to 1152 and encodes 383 amino acids. NCBI's taxonomy places the organism in Eukaryota, Metazoa, Chordata, Mammalia, Lagomorpha, Ochotonidae. Gene Ontology annotation, biological process: binding of sperm to zona pellucida; negative regulation of endopeptidase activity. The record is from RefSeq and is a predicted model, not a curated record.
AUGGGUCCACUCCAAAUCCUGGUGCUCGGCACCCUGGCCGCGUGCUGUGGGGCUGUGGCUGCACUCAACCCGAUCCUCCCCCGGGCCUGCAAUGACUUGGAAGUGCUAGCAGCUGCAGACUUUGCUCUGCAAGACAUCAACAGAGACCAGAAGGAUGGCUACAUGCUGAGCCUCAACCGAGUGAGCGCUGUCUGGGAGCACAGACAGGACAGCCUGGGGUCUCUGUUCUAUCUCGUGUUGGACGUACUACAGACUGACUGCCACGUGCUCAGCAGGAAGGCGUGGAAGGAUUGUGCUGUGAGGUCCCUGCACGAAUCGGUUUAUGGACAGUGCAAAGCAUUGUUUUACCUAAACAAGCCAAGAAGAAUCGUCUAUGCACCAGCUUAUAACUGUACUCUUCGCCCAGUUUCUCGAAGAAAGAUUUACUUCAUGUGCCCUGACUGUCCAAUCCCCACUACAACUGACAUGUCAAAUCCUAAGGUUUUGGACGCUGCCAUCAUAUCUCUUGAGAAAUUCAACCAGAAUAGCCCUUUGAAGCAAUAUUCUUUGGUUAAAGUCACCAAAGCUACUAGCCAGUGGGUCGUUGGCCCUGCUUUCUUUGUGGAAUAUUUAAUUAAAGAGUCCCCGUGUAACAAAUCACAGGCCAGUGGCUGCUCCCUUCAGUUCUCUGACUCUGUGAGUAUUCCUGAACUUCCCGUUGGCCUUUGCAAAGGUUCUCUGACUCAAACUGACUUAGAGAACUUUGUGUCCGUGACUUGUGACUUCUUUGCAACACAGGCACCUGCCCCUGGAACUCAAAACUCUGCUGGUAACCAAGGACCUUCGACUCUUUCCAAGGAGCAAGAGCCCCACCAGGAAAAUGUAGCAAGCACCGUCACCCCCUCUGAAGCCGUACCAAGAGGAACUAUCCAGUACCUCCCUGACUUGGAUGAUGAGAAGUUGAAAAACUCCCAGGGAGAGGGCUCUCGUGAGGCCUUCCCGGUGCAGCUGGAUCUAACCACAAAUCCCCAGGGAGAACCCCUGGAUGUCUCCUUCCUCUUCUCAGGGCCUGUGGAGGAGAGGCUGGUUGUCCUGCCUUUCCCUAAAGGACAACACCCUGCCGAAUGUCCAGGGAAACCCCAGGAUGCCAACCCUCUUGUCUUGCCACUGUGAAACCAGUGGAUUCCAUGGCAAUGCAGUCCUUUGUACAAGAUGAAAGGUGGGAAGACAGUGACACA